This is a messenger RNA of Pipra filicauda (Wire-tailed manakin), 10783 nucleotides long. RefSeq names its product armadillo repeat containing 10 (gene ARMC10). Lineage: Eukaryota; Metazoa; Chordata; Aves; Passeriformes; Pipridae. Bases 376 to 1290 code for a protein of 304 amino acids. The transcript is spliced from 6 exons. Gene Ontology annotation, molecular function: protein binding. Gene Ontology annotation, cellular component: mitochondrion. The record is from RefSeq and is a predicted model, not a curated record.
CGGGGGAGUUUGUGGUCCCACCGGCUCCACGGGGGACCAGGCUGGACAACCAGCGGGUGGUGGGGUCCAGAGGCGGCGGAGGUCGCUGACUGCCCCACCUCUGGGGACGAUGUACCCCCGCGGGGGCUGCCAUGGCGCAGGACCGCCCUUGCCUCGGGCCUGCCUGGGGGCGCGGGUGAUUCCUUCCUCUGAAACAAAAACUGCAUCGCAGCGUUGUGAGGGCCGAGCCUCCCCCGGUCCCGCACGCGGAGCUGCCGGCUCAGCAUCCCCCCGGCCGCCCGGGGGAAGAGAGGGGCAGAUCCGGGGCACAUCGCCGGCGGAGCGGCGCCGGAUGGGGCGGUGUCUUCCGCGGGCGGCGCAGCCGCGGCCGGGGCGAUGGGGGAGCCGCGGGGCGCGGCGCUGAGGGCGGCGGCGGCCGCGCUGCUCGGGGCCGGCGCCUGCUACUGCCUGUGGCGGCUGACGGCGGGCGGGCGGCGGGCGGGGGCCGUGCGGGGGCCGCCGGCAGACAGCAGUCCUCCAGUGUCAACCCAUGGCAUGGAUGCAGAUGCUCUACAGAAACUGAUUCAUUUGCUCCAGGCCACAGAUGAUCCAUUAAUUCAAGAGCAAGCUUUAAUCACUCUCAGCAACAGUGCUGCCUUCUCUGUAAAUCAAGAUAUAAUCCGAAGUUUGGAUGGCCUUUCUGUUAUUGGAGGGAUGCUCUCUGAUUGCGUUCCCAAAGUUAAAGAAAAAGCACUAAAUGCGCUUAAUAAUUUGAGUAUGAAUAUUAAAAAUCAGGAAAAGAUACAGGUAUAUAUUACACAAGUUUGUAGGAUCGUUGAGUCAGCUCCCCUCAACUCUGAUCUGCAGCUAGCUGGACUCAGGCUGUUGACAAAUAUGUCUGUUACCAAUGACUACCAUCAAAAGAUGAUAAACUCAAUUCCAUGCUUUCUUCAUUUGCUUUCAGAAGGAACUGAAAGGACACAGAUUCAAGUUUUGAAAGUACUUGUGAACUUAUCUACAAACCCAGCCAUAACAAGACAUCUUCUCAGAGCUCAAGUGCCAUCAUUGCUAUUACUUUUUGACAACUCUAUAAACAGAGAUAUUCUGCUCAGAGCCCUGGCAUUUGCAGCAAACUUGAAAAAGAACAUGAACAAUGAAGAUGGCACCGUAACUGAGGACCAAUACAGUGAAGACUCAAUUUUCUUUACACUCUGCAGGGACUCUGCCCCAUUUGCUCAGAAACUGGCGUUUUUGCUGCAUCACCCCGAUAUAGAAGUGAAAGAGCAAGUUGUGAGAAUAUUAACACAAUAAUGUUGUUUUCUAAAAACAGACUGACCUGAUGAAAAUAUUUAAUCUUGGGAAUGCUAUGCUAAAAAAACCUGCAACAAGCAAACAAUAAAACAACAAUGACAAAUAAACCCUGAAUACUACCAUAUUACUAGGCACAAAUCAGUUAGUGCAAAAGAGUAUUUAAUAUAGAGAGCAUAACAGAUUUUUUUUUACAAGCAAGAGAAAAGCAAUAGCUUAAUUAACUACAGUGCAGUUAACCACAACUGUGGAAAGUUUCUACACUUGAACAAAAAUUGGAAAGAUUUUAUUUUGCUUUAAAAUCAUCACUUUAAGGAAAGCAGACAUAUUUUUAAAAAUAUUUUAUUAAGAGUCAAACAUUAUCUGCAACUUCAAUUUAGUAUUCUCGUCUUUAUAAAAAAGUCUACGAAGCAGUAUCAUACACAUUUUUACAAAAGCUUCCUAUUCUGUAGCAGCCCUUGAGCCUGCUUUCCUUGGAGAACUUUACUCCUUUUUUCUGCAACUGGAACAUCAUUGGAAUAAGUGCUUUUGCUGAAUUAGCCUCCAUAAAGUUUAAGUCAUCAAUUGAGCAUUAAUUCAAAAUGAAGUGGAAUACAUACAAACAUCACUGUAAAAGAACCUGAAUGGAGUUUCAUUGAUGAACAGAAAACAUACUGGAAAAGACUUCUCAAACCAGACUGCUAAAAAACUUCCUAACACUUGUAUUAUAGAGAAAGUAAAAAAAGCAUCGGUUUUCCACUUUGUACCAUUUUUAAGAGAACUGUGUCACCUAAACUGUUACCAGGUGCUUCAUCUAACUUAAUAUACCCACUCUGCUCUUAAUAAAACAUUCCUAUCUUCUCUUUCUGUAAUACAAUAGAUGUUAUUUUCAGAAGGUGACUUUGCAAUUAGCUAAAACUGCAAGAAAAAGAUGACCUUGAAACUGCAACAUAUGUAUGCCCUGAUCAAUACAGGGGUAAAGCUACAUGUAUCUAAUUUAACCACAUAGGUAGUUUUAACUCACCAGGAAUACAGUCAAGGCAGAAAUAGAAGUUGGCAUGAUUCCCAGUCAGAACUUUGACAAUUGCUGCAUUGACAGUGAACUUCCCUUUCUCCUUCCCACUGCUCCUAAAACACUGUACAGUUUUUAAUAAGCAAGUUACAUUACAAUCACUUAAUGUUUUGCCACUUUUUGUAGACUUAAUGUGUUCUGCUGCUGAAUUUAACAAACAAAAAUAAAAGCUAGGCCAGACACUAAGAAUUUACCAAUCCCACUCUCCUCUCCUGAUGAGACCUUAAGAUUAGACUGUUCUAGGUAUAGCUGAUGUGUAUGUUUACUUUAGCUGAGUAACAGAGAUGUCUAGAUGUCCCUUUUCAUGUUCUCCAACUUAAAAAGAAGUUUUUUAAAUAUCUUUUUGGUAGAGUUGACCUUUUAUCCUUUGCUUUGACAGCUGACAGAAACAAGUGACAUUUUCUAAAAAUACACAAAAAGUUGUUACAGUGUUUUCUCAGUUGUCUUUUUCUGGUCUAGAAAGACCUAUUUUUAAACGCUUUCUUCAUAGAACAAUGCUGUUGAGAUGUUCUAAAAUCAUGCAAGACUCUCCAAAGUGCCUUCAUGCAAGGAUGUCUAAUUUUUUUAUUCCCUACCCCCCACCCUGGAUGGAAUCUUAUCAACACCAAGCAAAACGUAACAGUCACCAUUCUACCUAAAAAUGUUGUGAAUUAAUAGAUUCAAAACAAAAUAUGUCUCUGAUCUGUGUAAGUCACUAUUUCUCUACUAUGUGGCUGCUUAUCUGGGUAUUCUAUAUUUUAGUUUCACUCUUUCUAAAGGACAUAAUUUUCCAGAAUAAUCUAUUGAUGAUUUUGCAAACAGGAAAAAAACCCAACCUACAACAAAACCAGCCUUAAUUUUAACCUUGUCCUCCAAAGAAGUCGAAAAUUCCUGCAGCUUGGUGUCCUCCACAAAAUUAUGAACAUGUAAUAUGCAUUAUAUGACUCAAAUUGUAAUCGAAGCUGUUGUGUAAAUAAAAGGCUCAAUAGAGACUUCAUCUGAAAUAGCCUCCCAAAAUCAACACUGAACAACAGAGUAGUUUUAAACCCCUUUUUGAACAAAUUCUGGUGAAUACAUCUACAUGACACUAGAAUUACCUUUUUAAAUAAAGAAAUCUUCAUGUUUGUCAAAGAUGAACCCCACCAAAGCAAAUAAGCUGCUUUUUCCUACAUAUAAUUGUAAUCUCUAUUCCAGAACCCUUCCUCAGCAUGAACUUGGACUAACUCAUCUUUGCUUCCUUUUGCUGUUCUUUGUUGAUAUGAAGAUCUAUAAGACUUAAAAUAUUUAUAUUGGGAAGUCCUAAAAGAGAUAACUGUCUACAGUUAAAAGAUUACUUCAGAUUGUUCAUAGCAUGAAAUCUCAUUAGCUGGUUUUAAUUAGUUGCCAGAAGUUCAUGUCUUCAAAUAAUGUGUCUUCUUUAAAAAUUGUUUUUAUCUUCAUGGAAUAAAAUGUAAUGCACAGCAAGAGGAAAAAAAAAAAUAAACACCCAACCAAUAAACAUAUCCCAUAGACCAAAACAAAUCAUAAACAAAAACCAAUUUGCCAAUGAAUUAUGAAGGAGAAUAACAACCCUUUUUAUUGGCAACAAUAGGCUUUAAUUCUGUAAAUUAGCACGGCAAUUUGAUACAGACACAUUUAGCCAAGUUUUAUAAUACUGAACAAUGUUGUAAUCUCUCAUUCAACUUUAAAAUUAUAGGGAAGCUAUAAGAAAAAAUACCACAGCCCUUGCUUCAGACUUUUCACUUAAAAAGAAAAAAAAAAAACAACUUAGAAAAAGGCUGAGUCAAUGCAGAGACAAGCGCCAUUAAGGGAUUGUUCCAUUUCAUGCGCUUCAUUUGACACAUUCGACCUAACUUAAAACAUCGACCAAACAAUGAAAGUGUGCAGAUAACUCUGGCCAGCAGUUAGUUUUACACAUCCAUGGUGCAAUAUUAAAUUAUCUCUCUCUUUAAAAGGCACAUUUCUUUGAUCACUGUAAAAUUCAGUUUUUGUGGUUCAUCGAUAUUUGAAAACGAAGAAGCACUCAGUAAAACAAUUGUACUGUGCUUGUGCUUUAACAACACAGCUGUAAUGGAAGACUCCACCCCACAAAACAUACAGUGAAGCUAUCAAGGUACAGGGCAGAACCUGAAGACUAACAAGUGGGAGAUGACAGUCUAACAAUGAUUAAUUCAAGUCAGCCAUUAAUCCUAAGCAUAUGUCCUGUGCUGAGGUUAUUAUUGCUGUUGCAGGUAAAAUGAAGAGUGUAAAAAUAAAAAUUUUUAUCAGUGGUACACAUCAGAGUUGAAACUGCAAGUUAAUCCCAGACAACACCUUUUAUAUUAAUCAGUUUUAGAUGACCUCUCAAAAUUUAUAAAUGAUAUAACUAGUAAAUUUGUCAUGAAAUUGGUAUGCAAGCUUUAGUGCUGAGACUGAAAAACUUACCAUGAAAUUGGUAUGCAAGUUUUAGUUCUAAAACCUGGCACCUAGAAAUCCAAUUCAAUCUAAAAAAUGCACUGUGUAAAUACAUCAUAUUAGUAUUUGUACUUUUAAUUGCUAGUUCAGAUCAAACUGGGCUUACAAGGAACUGCUACGGUUUCAGUUUUCAAACAUGUCAUUUGUACCCAGGUCCCGUGAUUCUCCAUGGUUUAAGAGGAAGAAGUCAUCUUUUUUCAAGCCGUAUCUUUCAAGAGCUUCAUUCAGUUUAGCCGGAGGAUCUAAGUAAUACUGGAAAAAAUGAGAAUAAUAUGAGGGAAAAGAUACCACUGCAACAUUUUGGGGGCAGAAAUCCCUGCUUUAAAAAUGGGGGGAGAAGGAGGAUGAGGAUAUUUGUCAAAACGUUUGGGUUCAUUUUAAGUUUUUAAAUGCUAAGAAUGCUGAUUUAUAGCCGCAGAGUAACUAGCAAGGCACAGCCCGUCCUCCACAGUUCGGUCGCCUUCAGUGUAUUAACAGAUCCCUUCGGAGGAAGCGCUGUCCGGCCAGCAGCUGGCGCUUUCUCUCGCUCAGUAAACCCAAGGUGUCAGCGGUCCUGUCUGAACUCUCGGGUGCUGCCACUGCGGCCCCCUCAAGUUACCGCGUUGUAUUUGCUACAUUUCAGAAAAGGCACCAUCAGGGAGAAAUCACCUACUUUUUGCGCUUCUAAAGACACAGUAACAUUUGUACCGUGGGCACUAGUGACACGGUUUAUUGGAAACACUGUGGACAGGAAAGGUUCUGUCCAAGCGCCCUCGCUAGGUUCCCUGCCUGGCAACUCUUUGCUCUGCCAGGGAGGAGGUGCACAAAGAGCUGGAAGGGACAGAACAUAUGACAUAUCAGGUGAUCGCAGUAUCAGGAAGGAAUCAGAAGAUAAAGCGGUGUAACUGAUACAAGGACAAAGUUGAAAAAUGGCUACCAGACAGUAUGAAAGCAGAAGUAGGUACUUCCCAUUCACUGCAUUUUUAGUUGCUGUGAAAGUACCUGGGUAACCUUCUUAUUAGAACUGUGGACUUAAAGAGGGGAAGGAGGGAAUAAUAAAAAAAAAAAAUUAAAAAAAAAAAAUCAGUAACUCAAUUUUUCAUAUCCUUGCUGAUAUUUAACUCUGAAUCAAGUAUUAAAAAUACUGUUCAAUUUAUUUACUAGACAGGUAUGAUUAUAAAUACCAUACUGACCUACAGGCAUGAAGUUCUUACUAUCUCCACGUGAUGCACUGCUGAGUCUGCUUUUAUUACUGUAUAUGUGUCCCCACCUAUUAUGAUCCUCAGCUAUUGGAUAUCAGAAAUCCUCCACAUUUGUUUCACUAACUCUGUACUUUCUUAACAGUGGAAGUAUUUUAUGUAACUAGUUAUGAAAAGCUAAGCAUUGUUUUGAACAACAGUAUGUGGAGUAACAACUUGUCACUCUUACAAAGUUCACAAUUGAAGUUUACGUUUACAGAUAUGUAGGUUUAAUUGCACAAGCAAAGCUUCACUAAUGACUAUGUAGUACUUGAAAAUCUGAACUCACGUAAUAGUGUUGCAAUUUACCUCAUUUGCUAAAGCAAAGGUCCCCCAAUGAAUUGCUACUGACUUCUUUGCUUGAACAUCAAUAUGGAUUCUUACUGCUUCUUCAGGAUCCACAUGCUGGUAUUUCAUAAACCACCUACCAAAACAGAAAGUAACAUUUUUUUGUGUCACCUAAUCAAGUGCAAGAUUUCUUCUUUACUGUCAUUGGGUAAGUUGCAAAGAGAAAAAAAAAAUAUAUAUAGUCACCUAAUCAAAAAAAUCAUAAGCAUGUAGACCUCAACAACAUACAGAACACUCAGAAGCAAGAAACUAACAUAUACCAACAUGCCCAUGAAACAGCUGUUCAUGUAUUGCACUCCCCUUUUCAAAGGGUUUUUUCUUACCUAUAUUUUCAAUAGUAUAAGGACAUAUUACUGGUGCCUUGAGGCAUUAAGGCCAAAAAUUUAAAUCCAUCCCUGAAAAAAUUUCAUGCUAGCAGCACACACCAAGGAGUGUGUGCUUCAGAAAUAGCUCAAGGGAAUGGUGGUAAGGGAGAAGGGAGAACCUGACACUUCUUGAAAGAUACCAAAUUUUUACCUUUGUGUUCAGUCUUAUCUUCUUUUCCCAGCCCAUACACAUUUCCCUUCCAGCAUUAUAAGAGCACUAUCAUCUAGAAGUUUAGAUAACCCAUCAUAAGUAGGAUAGAGAUGCCUAAACAAACAGAUCUUUCACACAUUAUAAGUGAGUCAUCUCUAUCUCCAGAUAAGUUGCAAAACCAGCAUAAAGCCUGAAGCAAGAGAAAAAUGCAGCAAAUGGCAUGCAUCUGAAUGGGCUGGAUUAAACUAUGCUGUUUUGGGACAAAAAAAAAAAAUCACAGAGCAAUUCCAGAUUUUUACUCAACAUCUUUCAUGGAGGAAAGACUGCCAAUUCAUCCCAGCUGUGCUUAACAUGGAAGGAAAAACUCUCCAAAAACAUCACACAUACACAGACAGGCAUCCUGGACAUUUCAGUUCCAUCUUCUAAUUGCCUGCUUUUUUCUUUUUUUUCAUUCAGCAACAUCCCUUGGCCUCAGCAAUUUCUUUCUUUUGCCUCUAUAUUCAAUUGUAUAUUCUUAAUAAAGCACACCUACAAUUUUAACUUCUGAGCGUAUUUUUUGCCAUCAGUAAAUAAUUUCAUUUACGUAUUUUGAUCAAACUUUGAUUUUCAUACCUUGGCUCAUAAGCUCCAAUGGGGAUGGCUGCAAGAUCGAAAGGUCCAAACCUUUUACCUAUCUGUUCAAAAGCUAAACAAUAUCCGGUAUCUCCUGCAAAGAAAAACCUAUUCCAAGGACCCAAGACAGACCAGCUGCCCCAGAGAACCUUGUUAUCAUCUCUCACAGUCCUUUUGCACCAGUGUUGCGAAGGGGUGAAGACAAAAGUCACGGCAUCAUGACCAGGGACACAGUUCUCUUCCCACCAGUCCAGUUCAAUGACAUUCUCACAGCCACAUCUCUGCAUCCACUGCAGGAGCCCCAGUGGCACAAACCAGCGCAGCUCACUCCCAAAGCGUUCGUUCAGACUCGUCACAGUGUUGUAGUCCAAGUGAUCGUAGUGGGUGUGGCUGAUCAACACUGCAUCUAUUUUGGGGAGCUGUGCCACUGUGCACGGAGGCCUUCGGAAGCGCUUGGGACCCACCAGCUGACUGGGGGAUGCUCGCUGGCUGAAGAUUGGGUCAGUAAGAAGUACAAGUUCGUCCAUUUCCACCAUAACUGUGGCAUGUCCCAGCCAUGUGACUCGCAUACCAGCUCCUGUCUUCCCAGCAAGUUCUGGCUUUUGAACAAAGUAAGGUUCCAACACUGGAAGCUCUUUAUCGAGUUCCUAGCAAAAAAGAGCACAAUAUGCGUGAGAAAUUUCAGAAUGUGCUUGGCCACGGAACAAAAACUGCAUACAAGGCACAAAUCAAUACAGUCAAGACUUGUACUUUGAUUAUGUUUUAUGCAAUCAGAGAACUGCAGCACAAAAUAGAUGCCUUUUUAAUGGCCAUUUUCCCAGCUACUGCCUCCUAAUUUCAUUUUAGGUUUUUGCAAUAUUUACGCUUCUCUGUUGAGAGAGAAUAUCCUAUCAGACCUACUGAGAGAGUCUGAGAACAUUGCAGUGAAAGCACUGCAAGGCACUAACAGCAUCCUGAGAAGGGCUUUGCAAUAUAAACACACAGUGUCUUAACAAAUGCUGAAGUUUAGCUUGUGCAACUAAAUGAUGCAUCCUCCAAGUCCUAGCACAAAUAAGUCACAGAUGAAAGAGAAUGCCAUGUUCCCAACAGCACUCCACAAAAGCUCUGUUAGCCUUUAUCAGACCCUCUCUCUCUCCCCAUUAGGUCCAGUAGCAGCACAUGGAGGUUAACCUCACCUGGCUAAUGUCACCUUUUACAAUUCCAUCUUCCCAUGCUGCCAAUAAUUCAGUGAACAUUCAUAAAACACAAAAUCAUUUUUAAGGAAAACCUUGAGAUACUUAGCUAUGCUGCUUCUGAUGGUUUACGGAAGCCUUUAAAGUAAUUAAAGUUUAAUUAUUACUGAAUAAAUCACUAUACUGAUCUCCCUGCAUGUUCAGGACGCAGCCCAGUGACUGACUUGAAAUCAGCCUAAAUCCAUUCUCCUGUGUAACAUUCUCCUCUCUUGUUCCAGCAUGAACAAUUAUGCAGUCUCCACUCAAGUCUGACAGGUCAGAGAACUGAUCUGGCUGAACACUAAUGCAGAGGAGAAAAACAGACAGCUUUCAUCUCAGUUGGUUCAGAUUUGGCUCUGUGUGUAGCCUCAAGUUGGCACAAAGGAGGCCAUGGCUGUACAUCACCAAUUGAAACCCAUCGCCCAACCACCACCCAUUCUCUCAUUCUGGAACAGAGUUACUCUCUUCACUGCAGUUUGGUUGAGAUGUUUAUGCAUAAGUUUUAUGUGUAAUAACAACAGUUUUCCUAUUAAAAACCCUAAAGAGUCUUCUCAGAAUUUCUGAUCAUCACCAGCUUGCCCACAAUGUGGCUAUGGCUCUCCUCCCAAACAGUUCUGAACUCCUCAUGUUGCUUUAGAACAAUUUUUGUGGGUUAGGCAGCUUCUACAGACUGUUGACGCUCCUUUCCCUGGUAAUCACAGAUGUCCCAGCACUUCUGGUUCCUAGUCAAGUUCUCCCUGUGAUGGUUGCUGCUCUUAUGCUCUAAGCCUAGCACAGAUUAGCACUAUCAGUGAGUUUAGACAGAGCUGACCUUGUGCUCUCUUAAAGUCCAGCUGAUGCUGUGACAGUUUAGGACUCCAGGAGUUGCCUUGCUAAAACAGUCUUGACACCUUCAGGGGAGUUACUUUCUCCACAAUAUUUUAUUGAUUUGAAAGGCAUAUGUUGGGAAAAACAAAGCACACACAUCUCCACUCCCCUGCAAUUCUACUGUAAAUAAUAAAAUAUUCAUGAAAUUGCUUUUUCUGAGAGCUAAUGGACGAGACAUGUCUACUGAAAAAGUUUCAUUACUGUCUACAGGAAUGAGAAAUACAUAACAUUCUCUAAAGCUGAAUAUAAGGUUAGUACAAUACAACCACUAAAUCAUACAAGAAAAGUAGUGGGCUUAGACUGAGAUAAAUGGCUGCUUCUCCAAGAAAGAAGCAUCACUUUCUUAUCUCUGUUUCAUUCUAAGCACAUGGGAAUGACACUGGCCACAGAAAUUUGAACCACAGAGAGUGUUAUAUUUUGACACUUCAAUUUAAAAAAAAAAAGUGGAAGAUGCACAAAACUAACCCAAUACUCAAAAAUGGAAAUUCGGAAAAACCAACUAAUUAAAUGGGGUUAAGCCAACAAAUCAGAAUAUAUCAAAGAAAUUAAACUCAGAUGCGGAAUUUAGUAAUUAAUCGUCAUAAUGCAAUUUAGGUCAGUAAGUACAUUUUUUAUGGAAAAUAUUCUUUUUACGUAGCAGGUUUUAGAGUUAGACUAUUUUCUGAGAACUAAAUUAAUUCACCUUAUUUUUGCUGACAUUUGAUACAAGUUAGUUUUUAAAAUUAGCAUCAUGGAAUAUUAAUAAACAAUACUACAUGGAUGAAGAACUGGCCAAUUAGCAGACAUGAACAGUUAGUUCUUAACUAGGACUCAAACAUAUUGUACUAGUUUUGACUGGGAUAGAGUUAAUUUUCUUCCAGUAUCUCCUAUGGUGCUAUGUUUUGGAUUUGUGCUGAAAACAGUGUUGAGAGCAGACUGAUGUUUUACUAUUGCUGAACAGCAUUUACACAGCAGCAAAGCCAGUUGACUGGGGGUGCACAAGAAGCUAGAAGGGACAACUGACCCCAGCUCAGAGAGAUAUCCCAGACCAUAGGACAUUGCACUCAGCAAUAAAAUCUGGGGGAAGAAGGAGUGAGGGGGACAUUCAGACUGAUGGCAUUUGUCUUCGCAACUAACUGUUAGAUGGGACACAGCCCUGCUUUUCUGGGGAUGGCUGAACACCUGCCUGCCACGGGAAGUGAAUUAAUUUCUCACUUGGCUUGUACAUGCAGUUUUUACCUAUUAAACUGUCUUUAUCUCAA